This is a messenger RNA of Phlebotomus papatasi, 2753 nucleotides long. RefSeq lists its product as uncharacterized. The record is from RefSeq and is a predicted model, not a curated record. The transcript is spliced from 2 exons. NCBI's taxonomy places the organism in Eukaryota, Metazoa, Arthropoda, Insecta, Diptera, Psychodidae. The coding region runs from base 173 to 2662 and encodes 829 amino acids.
UGUCGAGAUAUUGCAAAAGGGUCUAAGGUCAAAGGAUAAGUACACUCAAGCCCCUAGCCUUAUCCUUCAAGCCUUGGUAACUUCAAAAAAUUCCCCAUCCACUGAAAUCCUCUACUUUAGCAGUAGUAGCAAAUCUUCCCAUCGGAUUCAAGGUAAUUUUCUGGGUAGUUAAAUGAUUAAAUGGCAGAAAAUCUCUCAAUAUAUUUAUGGCUUUUUCUCAGAGAGAAAUUCAAGAGCAUCCACUGUUGAGAAUAUUCUUGGGGGGAUUAUAAAAGAAGAAGGGGGCAGGGAAAAUACCUCACAUGAAGGUGAAAUGUCUGGGGUCGUGGGUGAAAGUGAAGGGGAUAACAAAGAGGUGGACAGUGAGAGCUUAAUUGCUUCUAGUCAUAAGAGUUCAGGAAGAUCAGAAGCGUCACACAUUACAGGUGUUUUGAGUAAAUUGAUGGAUCUCAAGAGGAAAAGUACAUCAUCUGUCAGUGAUGUAUCAUAUUUUAGUGCUCUUUUUCCAACAACAAAACCCCUGGGUUUUGGCCAGGCAAGAUCAUGUGUUGUCGGAAGUGGUCAAAAGAAAAUACAUGACGAAUUGAGGGAAACUCCUAAAGUCGGAAGUUCAAAAACGAUGGCAGAUUUACGUGAUGUUGAACAACAACAGUGCUCAUCAAGCCAGAAAAUUUUACAAUCAUUCCAUGAUAAUGAAGAAAGUGUGAGCAAAGAACCAGAAAAUAUUAAUGAUUUGAUUAAUGAUACUACUGAAAAAGAUUGUAGUACUUUCGUUUUAAGAGAGAUCUCAUCGAGAAAUUCCACAAAUUGUAGCGAAUUGGGUGAACAAGUUGAAUCUGUAGGGGAAAUAUUUCAGUUGAAUGAUGAUAAGUCUAACGAUGUAAUUGAUUCAAUUGAGGAAACACCCAAAAUUACUGAUAUUUUGGAUGAAACAAUUGAAAAUAUUGAAACUGAUGAUGGAAGAAAAUUAGAAGAGAUAAGUACAUCAGUUAGUGAAGAAGUUUCUCAAAUUGAAAGCUGUAAAACGUUAAUUAAUCCCGAAGAUGACCGAGUUAUUGAAGUAAUUGAAGAUGUACCCAAAAUUACUGAAAAUUUGGAAAAAUCCAUUGAAGAUCUUGUUUCUGAUCAUGCAACAAUUUCAAGAGAUUCGGUUAUCACUGUCAGGAAGGACGAAUCUAAAAUUGCAGACAAGAUAAUCCCUGUGGAAAAUGAUAUUAUUCCUGAUGAGUUUUUUGAAGCGAUGAAGGAGAGUAUUAUUUCUCAACUUCCUGAAGAGUCAAUUUUUGAUGAAAAAAUCUCCCUUAUCGGUACAGAUAGAACAGAAUAUACAAAUGCCGAAGAGCAACCGGUAACAAUUCACACUCUUUCAUCAAAUCCAAGUAAAAGUGAUAUAAUGUUCACCGCAAGAGAAGCCUUCACGCCAAAAUCAUUUCAAAUGGACAUCCAGAAAGAUCAUCAGUUCAAUAAUCUGAUCAAGAUUCCGGAUAAUCAAGCAAAAUCAAACAGAGGUCAAAUGAAGGACGAAAUAUCAGACAGUUCUAAGGAAUGGUUCUUUGGUGAAAAGGCCAAAUUUAAUUAUGACAUGUUCACGAGGAAAAAGUCCAAUGAUCAAGAGAAUGAUCAAGGAGAAAUUAAGAAUAUGACUGAGGAAAUUAUAUCUUCCGUAAUUGAAUGCUUAAGUAUUUGCCCUUCAGGAAAUGAUUCUGAAAAGGUCAGAAAGCAAUUAAUGCAAAUCUCAUCGAAAAAUGGAACUGAAACUUGUCAGAGUAUCUCUGAUGAUGAACAAUUGUCCACAUUUACUGAUAUUCUAAAUAUCAAGAGAGAUUUAUUUGAGAUUCAAGAAAAGAUCCCCGAAACAUCAAUGAUGUUUGAGAUAACCAGAACCCUUGGUUGUCUUAUCAGGGAUGACAAGUGCAAGGAUUUCUGUGGAUCGAAAAUUAGGGAAUUGACCAAAGUUAUUAGGAUUUUUGUGAAUGGAUGGAAGAAGGAAAUUGAUCCUGAUUUGAUUGAUGUUGAAGUUUCGAAGACACAGGUGAUUACAAUAGAAACAAAGAGUGAAAGGAGUGAAAGUGAUGAUUGCCAGGAAGUUGAGACGAAAACUAUAGUUACAGCAGCAAGUUAUCAGACAAUAAAUUCUACUGGGCUCAAUAGUCUCUGGGAGACUGUGACAGAAAUAUCCCAGAUGGACAAUAUAUCUCCAGGGGAGAUCGAGCAGCAAAGUGGAUGUGUUUCUGCACUUGAGGACAAUCUCAAGGAGCUAGCAAAUUUUAUAGAUCAACUGAAUUCGAAAGAACAAAAGCAAUCAGGCAUGAGGACUGUAUCGUCAAUUAUGAACUUAAAUAAGACUUACAGGUCCGAAGCUAAUAAGAAGAAGCCUGAUGAUGGUGCGAAGAAAUCUCCAACGUUGCGGAGAGGAAAUAAACUUUCAAAUAGGUCUAAUAAGAAUAUCUGCUCAUACCGAAGUUCUGGUGAUGAUAGAUCCAUUGUGGGGAUGCUAGAAUCCGCCAGAAGUUACAUCAAUUACUUCUACGACUCCCUCGAUAAUUGUUCAAGGAAUAACUUCAGGGUGACUUAUCGGAAUAUUUCCUCUGCAUUAGAAUCUCUCAGAAUUAUGAAUGAGUCUGCUGAUUUAAGUCCAAACCCGGAUGUUUUGAGGAUUUGAAAUCGAAUUUGAAAGAGGACCACAAAUUGUAAAAUAAAUUUUAUUUAUUUUGUAUUUAAAUUUAAAAUGGGAUAAAAAAGACUUUCUCUAA